AAUUUCUUCAAUGAAAAAUAAGAGUAUAUAUAAAAAACAUUACAAAGUUUGUAUUUGAUACAGUUAAGGUUAAGUUUGAAAGAGAUGAGCAAUAACUGGAGAUCAAAUAGUCGUGGAGGUAGAAGAUGGGGUCGUGGUUUUAGAGGAACCGGUGAAUUUAGAGGCAUGAGACGUCCAUUUGGAAAUGGUCCUGCAGGGCAUAGGCACCAGACAUCUUACCAGAAUUCAUUAUACAAAAAUGAAUUACAAGGAAGUAAUAACAAGCCGUCUCAGCCAGUUCAGAAGCUCACAGAGAAAGAUAUUUUUGUGACAGAAUAUAUAAGUGAUCAUAAAGGAUUCAAUGGUAUAAUCAAGUCAAGAUUUUCUGAUUUUCAAGUAUCAGAGAUAAAUGAGAAAGGCGAAAUAGCACAAUUAACAGAUCUUUCUGCACCUGAACCUCCAGCAGAUGGCAAUGCUAUCCUUGACGAUGAUGAUUUACUUCUAAAUAAAUACAAUUUAGAAAUUCUGCCACUGGAAACAUGGGAUAAGAUAAACAAACUGACUUUAUGCACAGGGCCCGAUUUUGGUAGUGUUGAAUUAGAUGUGACAGGAAUGUCAAAAGAAGAAAGAACUAGAAUACAUGAAGCUGUGAAGAAAGCGUUUGGUGAUAGUAUUGUGGGGAGUACAGUGACUAUUGAUGAAAAGAAAUAUUGUAAAUUUGAAAAAUACAGGAAAGGCGUUCGCGUAGACAACAGAGUGAAGUGGAUGUGGCCGGGCCAGUAUGUACAUUUCAUAGUGUACAAGGAAAACUGUGACACAAUGGAAGCGGCCUCGCGUAUCAUGAGGAGGCUACGAAUGAACAUGCAUGGUGACUGAAGUUGAAAGAGUUUGUUAUUUUUUAAAGUGAUAACCCUGACUUCUGGGAUUAAUUACACAAAUUAAAUUUGAAAACAUUGAACUAAAUGAAGCCAAUACCCGAGAGUUGAACAAAUCAUACAAGAUUUAUCAACGAUACGUCACUCGAACGGUUGAUUCAGUGGUAAGAGCGCUCGCACAUGGAUUUCUGA
This is a messenger RNA of Leptidea sinapis, 1046 nucleotides long. Its product is annotated as pseudouridylate synthase 7 homolog. The transcript is spliced from 5 exons. Gene Ontology annotation, biological process: pseudouridine synthesis. Bases 85 to 855 code for a protein of 256 amino acids. The record is from RefSeq and is a predicted model, not a curated record. Gene Ontology annotation, cellular component: nucleus. Gene Ontology annotation, molecular function: pseudouridine synthase activity; RNA binding. NCBI's taxonomy places the organism in Eukaryota, Metazoa, Arthropoda, Insecta, Lepidoptera, Pieridae.